AUGAGCAGCCUUUCUACAAUCCUCGUCGAGCUCCAGCGGCUGAUCCUUCAGGAGAGCGACAUUUCCACCUGCCACUCCCUCGCCUCCACGUCCAGGUCCAUCCGACCGGUCGCUACUGAAUACCUCUACCGCACGAUCGACGGCUCCAUUGGCAUAGCAGGCUGGUGGACCUGUCGAGACGUCCAGCUUCUCCUCCGAAACAUCACUGAGAACCCACCACUCGCCUCACUGAUCUUGACUGUAAAUUGGACUCCCACUUACAAUCCAGACGGUGGAAUGAUUGGAACGGGAUACCUGGCCGGGAUGAAGUUUAAGGAUGCCGACGUGGAGAUACACGACCAGGCCAUGGGAUUGCUGCAGAGGAUGCAGAUGAGCGAUCUGGACUCGUGGUCUGAGGACUUGAAGUCGGACUCUUUGGAUCCCAGGAUUGCCCUUCUGAUUUCGCAGUUUCGGUGUCUGCAGGAGCUGACCCUCGUGCCGCGCCUGCUCCACAGAUCAGAGUAUAUGGGCCGGGUUUUCACGCACCUGGUGAAACCGGGUUCGGGGUACUUUACGCGGCAGCGCUCGGUGAAGUUUGGGGAGAACCGCUGCGCUUUUGAGAUGGCGGGCCUGGACACCAGUGAUGAGAUCAUUAUGCCAUUGCUGUACCUUCCAGCGGUGGAAAGUCUGAACCUGACUUCGCAUAUGCCUUGUAUAGCGACGUGA
Aspergillus calidoustus is the source of this 705-nucleotide messenger RNA. Lineage: Eukaryota; Fungi; Ascomycota; Eurotiomycetes; Eurotiales; Aspergillaceae. The record is from the annotation of a GenBank genome assembly.